GCAACGUUUCUUUAAAAAUACACCGCUGUUUUCGUAUUUAUUAUUAUUAAAUUGUAAUUGUGAUAUUUAGCUGUAAUAAUAUUUUUAAGACAAUGCGUAGUGUAACGCUUUUGUUUUUUAUAUUGGCUGUCGGACUUACUACUGCUGCACAGAGAAAAGUGCCGUUUCCACCAGAUGUAGCGAGUGAUAUUAUUCAAGCAGCUUCUCAAUGUAUCCUCGAGUCUGGCGUCAAUCCUGACCUAUUGAUAAAGUUCACGAAUUUCGAUGGAAAAAAUGUUGCUGAAGAUGAACAAUUGAAUAAAUUCGCUUAUUGCACUUUAUUGAAAACCGGUUACGGGAAGAGGGACGGACGUCUAAAAUUAGACAAAGCGAUCGCAGUAAUGCCCAAUGAUGUUGAUAUAGAUACUGUUAAAAAGGUUAUGGAGAAAUGCAAUGAAGAAACUGGAAAAGACGCUCCGCAAACAACAUUCAGAGUAUUCAAAUGCUUAUCUGAAAAAUCUCCCGUACUAAUGACAAUGAUAUAAUUAAAACAUUAACAAAAUAAUGUAGUUUUAUGGAUAAUGAUGUAUAGUGAUCGUUCAUAUUUAUAGGCUUCUUUUAUAAGGAGCCAUGCUUUAGUGAUAUAGU
This is a messenger RNA of Achroia grisella, 627 nucleotides long. RefSeq lists its product as uncharacterized. NCBI's taxonomy places the organism in Eukaryota, Metazoa, Arthropoda, Insecta, Lepidoptera, Pyralidae. Gene Ontology annotation, molecular function: odorant binding. Gene Ontology annotation, biological process: sensory perception of smell. The coding region runs from base 93 to 524 and encodes 143 amino acids. The record is from RefSeq and is a predicted model, not a curated record. The transcript is spliced from 2 exons.